Messenger RNA from Closterium sp. NIES-67, 2272 nucleotides. The record is from the annotation of a GenBank genome assembly. NCBI's taxonomy places the organism in Eukaryota, Viridiplantae, Streptophyta, Zygnematophyceae, Desmidiales, Closteriaceae.
GGCAACUCGCAGUGCAGAUAGCCCUCCCAUUCGUAUCCCCCUUCUCUCGUCACUGCAUCUCCUGGUCGAUUGCGCACUAUGCGCUUGUGCGCGCGUCUCUUAUCGCGUACAGGUCUAAGCGACUCGGGAGCCUCGCAGCGUCGAGCCCUGCUGAUGAUCAGGGCUGCGACGAGCAAUCUCAGCCGUCCAUUCUCAUCCAGCCGCGCUACCAACCGCGUUCUCCCCACGGCCAACUUUGUCCCGAAAACGUCCGCGACAAGAGCUUGCUUCGUUACAGACUCAUCCACGCGGCGCGUUAGACCUCUACACUCCGCUAGUAGUGGGCUCACAACCCGUCAAAGCCCCACACCCGCAACUGGCCACGUCAUCGCGUCCACGUCAUCCGGCUUAAGCGCCAGCGAAAAUAGGGCGUUUGCCAGCUCGAUGCAGUCAUUGCUGACUCAGCAGACUGGAGCCGCUUUGGGCGAGGUUUCAAGGGCGGAUCAGGGUUUAAGAGGGGCUGAAGGGUUGGGAAAAACAGCGGCUCCAGAUUCAAGGGCUCGAGAGGGUUUGAUAAGGGGGUUAAGAGAGGCGGAGGAGCUACAUGAAACAAAUGGGUCGAACGAGUCUCUCGCAGUGGGCGCAACUCCCCCAAUAAGCGCGCCCCCCGCAAGUGGCGCGCCCUCCGCGAUGGGCGCGCGGAGGCGGCACCUGGAAGCGCUGCUGCGCGCCGAGCUGCCGUGGAUGGGGGGAGGGCUGGACCCCCUGGUGGUGCGGAUUAUGGGGGAGGUGGUGGAGAUAGAGGAGAGGAUGCGAGGGGGGGAGGAAGGUGGUUUCCAGGCUCCUCAAAGGCAGAUAAUGGGGGAGUUAUUGGAGAUAGAGGAGAGAAUGAGAGGGGGGCAGGGAGUGAGAGCGGAGGAGGGAGUGAGGGGGGAGGAGGGGAAAGUGGGAGGGGAGAUGAAGGAGCGAGAAGGGCGAGAGGUGGGGGCUAAGAGUGGGGGGGAGAGGAGAGAAGGGGAGGAGAGGGAGGGGGAGAGGAGUGGAGGGCAAGGGGGGGAAGUGGAGCUGGGAGAGGACGAGGAUGAUGGGUACUUGGACGAGAGCCCAGGAGCAGAGGCAAUCGAGGCGUGGUUCCGCACGGCAUACCUGAACCCUGAGAGGAAGAGGGUGGACGGGGAGGGGUGUCUGCGCGCCUUUGCUGCCCGGCAGAUGGCGGUCAAGCUCAUCACGGCGUACAGAGGGGCGUGCAGACAGUGUUGGCUACCAAGGGAGGACUGCACGUGUGAUGAGGUGUCUCCCAACCCCGCUCUGCUGAAAAACGUGGUUAUUUGGCUCUACAUGCACCCCAAGGACUUUCUGCGGCGCAACAACACGGGGAAGCUCCUGUGGCAGGUGCUCGGCGGAGACGCUGCAAGGCUGUGCGUGUUUGGCAUCAACGCCCAUGAGGAGCGCAUGUGGGACGAGCUGACGCGAGCAGGUCCCAGCUCUGUGUGGUGCGUGUACCCAGCCUCCACUCCCCCCCCUGCCACUGUGCCAACCAUGCGCCUACCCUCCUCCUUCUCCUUCUUUUCGUCCCCGGCGAGUAAGAGACAGAGGCACAUUGAGACUUGUCAUGGCACUGCCAAUGUUGCCUCUGGUAGUGCUAAUACUGCUGCCGCUUUGGGGGCGGCAGCAGAGGUAGCAGCAGCAGCAGCAGCAGCCGCAACUGAGGCAGCAGCAGGAGCAGCAGAGGCAGCAGCAGGAGCAGCAGAGGCAGCAGCAGGAGAGGCAAUGGCGAGUGGGAGUGCAUCGGUGGAAUCAGGGGCGAGCGGCAGUGCAGCGCCUGCAGCAGCGUCGCCGUCGUCAUCCUCGCUUCACUUCAUUUUGAUCGACGGCACGUGGAGCAACUCCAAGGCGAUGAUUGCACGGCUCAAGGAAGCAGCACAUGCAGCAUGGGAUGGGACAGACCUGCCGUUUCUCUCCUUGCAACCGCCUCAGCCAUCAGUCAUGCACGGCCUCAGGCCCCAACCAGCUGAAGACAAGACGUGCACAGCAGCAGCGGCAUCGAGUCUUUUGCGAGAGCUCGGCCAACGGGAGGAGAUGAAUGCAGAGCACCUGUCGAGAGCAGCCGAUGCAAUAGACGGCGCAUUGCUGUGCCUGCUUGACGCUCUCACUGACCGAAGGCGGAGGUCCGGCAGGCCUGGACUUAGGCUCGGCUUGGGUCGAAACGCAAGACCAUUCUGAUGCUGUAGUUCAUUUUUGUGUAUUAUACGGAUUUGGGUCAUACAGGAAACAAUGCGCAGUUUCAAAGUUU